CUCUUUGCUGUCGGCUUUUCCUUGAAGACUCGAAUGCCAUCAUGUACGUUGCCUGCCUUCUUGCGUGUCUGUCUGUUCAACACAGUAAGUAUACACCCGCACUCACGGGAGCGAAUUAAUUAAGUGCACACACACAGAAGCACCCACACAGACCGUGCACACAAAACACAGACGCCACACCCAAUCCAUCCAUCCGCCCGGUUGUCUGACUAUCAGCUGUUGAGAAUCCAUUUGCCGACCUCCUUGGCCACGGUGACCGCGCGGGGCAAAGUCACAUUCUCAUGCAACUCACCUGCACACACACACGAGAGAGAUGCCACAUGCUCACCAUUCGACCGAUGUGCAUCUCUGUGUGCGGGGACCUCUGAGUAUGAGUGCUGCCUCUUUGUAGCACGUCAAGGCAAGGUACUCGCUCAUCUUGGCUCGAAUCACGUUGGUGCGCCACAGACCAUCCAACCCCUGAUAUGCGCAUAGACACACACACACACACUCGUGUGCCUCACCAAAGUGUCAUUGAGGAGCGCUCCCUCACCGUCAGUUUCGACACGGAUUGGUCGUCUGCUUUGCUCCACCAGGUGCCGUCGAUCCGCAGCCCGUCCUCAUACACACCACUGACACACACAGGCAGACGAAGUACUGACUGUGGAGAGGGGGUUUGUGUGUGUGUGUAAUGUCACUUACCCUUGUGUCUUGCUGGCUGCGGGCUUCAGUUCGGUCCACCACACCCAUGACUGAUCGAUCCAUCCAUCCAUUCCUCAGAGGACAGGUGUGUGCGCGUGUGUGUGGUGUGUGGUGUGUAUGCUGCAGGAAGGCCACCAAUGUAAGUACCUGUGUGGCGAUGUUUCGGUUGUCCUUCAGUAGCUUGAUGAAUGGCGUGAUGGUUGUGUCGUUCUCGUAGCGGGCCAUGAAGGCCGAGAAGGCCGACUCCCACCACUCAAUGGCGUCCUCAAAGGACGACACAGAGCUGCCUGCAAUGAGUAGAAUGGAUGCACACCAACAGACAGACACAAUACACACACACAUACAAGUGAGUGCGUGUGUGUCCUCACUCACUGGUCGAGUUGAUGACUUUGCUGCUGACGGUCCGGAGGUCUUGGGGAAUGCCGUGCACCCACGUGUUGAGCCGCAUGUCAACCGCCACCCACGAGGGGUCUGACAAACGAAAUAACCCACAGAAAUCCACACUCAAUUCACGCCACUGCGUGUGCGCCGAUUUGCUCGUGUCUGGCUCACCAUAGUCUUUCUUGAGCUUUUGCAGCCUGUGUGGAUACGCGCGAUGCGUCAGCCAGGAAUCCGAUUGGUGCGUGUGCAUGCACUCCUUCAUUGUGCCUACUCGCUGGUCCAUAUUCUGAAUGUGUGUGAGGGCUCGUGGCGGGGCUCCAGCGUGAAACCGUAGACGCUGAACAGCUGACACGACACGCACACACACACAUGAGUAGACACACACAUCAAAUUUGGAAUGGAUGGGUGUGUCUACUCAUUGAUUGUAGGUAGGUACCUGUGCGUUGGAUCGCGUGCCGUAGGAUAGGAAGAUCUCCUGGCCUUCACACAUACGCACACACACAACCAGGCAGCCAUGUGUCCAUCCAUCCAUCAAUCCAUCCACCCAUCCAGCUGUGUGCUAGGAUGGGCUGGGCUGGGGUGGGCUGGUGUCCAUGAGUGAGCACCUUUGUUGACGAAUUCCUUUGUGGUGAUCUUUAGGCUGUCCGUCGACUCAUCCCAGUUCCACUCCUGCACACACGCACACAGAGCAGGCAGACAGCCGACAGAUGGCUGGAAGCGUGUGUGUGUCUGUGUGUGUGUGUGUUGAUGUGAUGCGCCUACUGCGUUGUGGUGGUGUCCGUGGUUCAUCAUGUCGGCCACCAUGACCAGGGCGAACCCAUGACGAGUCGAGAACGAACGAGUGGCGAUGCUGCGCGCACACACCACAUAGGUGUUGAAGUGCAUUCUCUGUGUGUGUGUGUGUGUGUGUUUGCUCACGACAUGCAUGAGGAAAUGAAGGCUGUCUUGUUGAAGGCCCCGAUGUCUUGCCGGUCCAGGUUGGCCACUAUCUUUGUGUGAUCGCGGUCGUACCAAGCCCUGCCCGUUCAUCGACACACACACACAGACCCAUGUGUGUGUGCGCAGCAGGUGGAAGGGAUUCACUAACGCACUUGCUUCGGCUGGCCAGCUCGUAUUCGGGCGAACCUUCAAGCAGCUUCAGUCGCCUCUCUGGCUGACAACACACACACGCCAUGCUCACAAGCUCAUCAGUUUACCAGUGCAUGUGUCCAUCCAUCCAUUUGUGUGUGUGUGUAAGCGGCCCAGCGCACCUGGAAGAAUAUCAUGGUGUCGUAUGCCUCCUCGCCUAUCACUCUGGUGUAGGGGUACCAGUAGCUCUUCACGCCCUUCUGCACCUCAGCAGCUGCACACCACACACACACACACACGCACACACGACAUGCAGACAUGGCGGCGGUCCCAUACACGAUACACACACGCGUGAACGCACUGUGAGUACUCAGAUAGGCCCCCAAGGCAGGAUGCUGUAGAGCCAACCCAGGGAUGGCCUCUACUCUCCCAGGCAACUCUGACCUGACGGACGUCCACGUGUGUGUUCAUACGUGUCCGUGUGGCUGUGCGUGUGUGUCUGUCUGCGUACCUCAUCUUUGCGUUUGGCAGGGUGAGGUGGUUCUUGAUGGGUACCUGGAUGAGCAGGGUGUUCUUCUCCAGCGACUGGGUGGUGAUGACGCCACGCACCGGCCGGUCGGGGGGCGUCAGGGCGAUACCUGCACACAUACACACGGAUGAAGCUUGGAUGGAUCGAUUUGCACAGGUGCGUGUGUACACGUUGGUACCAUCAUGGACGAAGCUGUCACGCUGCCGCACCUGCAGACGAGAAAGGGGGACCAACUCAAUGAUUGGUUGCGAGUGUCUGUCUGCCUGUAUGACAGACAUACCCAUUUCUUCAUGGCUUCCCACUCUUUGUACACAUCGAGCGGCCCAUCCUUCGGCCUGACACAGGCACAAACACACACAGGCAGACACACAGGCGUCCGCACACACGCGUGACAUCUGAUUGCUGUUCUGUGCCGGUGCACAGCUGCACGUUACCUGACGUCAAAGUAGGUCUCCCAGAAGUCCCUCGGACCCCAUUGCACGCACGCCACUGCUAUGGCGAGAGAUGGCACGGCGAUGGAGAGCACCACAACGCCCAGAUUGGACGUGCUGCCGCUGCUGCUGGCGCUGCGUGUCGGUGGUGAAGUGGCAGCUGCAGAUGCGCUGCCGCUUUCUUUCGCCGCCUUCUUCCUUGGCUGGCCAUUCAUUCUCCCGUUUCCUCACACGCGGCAGGG
This is a messenger RNA of Vitrella brassicaformis, 3332 nucleotides long. The record is from the annotation of a GenBank genome assembly. NCBI's taxonomy places the organism in Eukaryota, Vitrellaceae.